AUGUACCCAGGCGGUGAGACGGGAGAGCGCGAGCUGUUCGCCGUUGGCAGCAUCAUCGUCAAGUCGAGCCCCAUGAGAGAAAUUGCAGAGUGUAAAGAGAUUGGCUACGCGUAUGCCGAUGCAAAUGAGGUGCAAGCACGAGAGAUACUCCGACAGCUGCACGACAUCACGCCUGUCGAUAAAUACCAGAUCCGCUCCCACUUCGUGUCUGAUCCUGACAUUCUCACCAAUGGCCGUAUCCAGCCCCUAGAACGCGAUAUUCUCUUCUCCGAUAUGAAUCACGACCCAGGUAUGAACUUCAUGCACAAUGACCUCACUAUGUCCAACUUGAUAGUUGACGACGACAAAAUUGUGGGGCUCAUUGAUUGGGAAAUGGCCGGCUUGUUUGGCUGGAGAACGGCUGGAGAAGUUCACCGCAAGGUCAGACCGCAUGAGGAUCCAUUUUGGAAAGACCUCUAUGAGGGAGACGUGCCUAAUCCUUGA
Penicillium concentricum is the source of this 483-nucleotide messenger RNA. RefSeq lists its product as uncharacterized. NCBI's taxonomy places the organism in Eukaryota, Fungi, Ascomycota, Eurotiomycetes, Eurotiales, Aspergillaceae. Gene Ontology annotation, molecular function: protein kinase activity. The record is from RefSeq and is a predicted model, not a curated record. Gene Ontology annotation, biological process: protein phosphorylation. Bases 1 to 483 code for a protein of 160 amino acids. The transcript has a single exon.